GUUAGCAAUAAAAAGUAUAUUUUAGGUUAGCGUGUCCUUUCGAUUAUUACCCAGAAACCAAUUUUUGAAGCUCUCGUAUUCAAUUUUUUCAAAUUUGAUUUUCAAUUUCAUUCUUGUUUUCCCUCAUAAACCAAACAAAGUCUAAACCUAUUUUGAUUUGAAUCGAUUUCCACCGUCGAAACCCAAAUCCCCAAAAUCGAUUUCGAAUUUGACCGUCAAAAUUGCUCUUGAGUUUCAACUCUAAAAUCGAAAUCGAACUCCUGGAUCUCCAUUGUCGAGUUUGAAAUCAAUCAAAGUUGUUCCCGUUAUGACUCAGUCCAACCACAAGGUCAAUUAUGGUAAUGAUAUUGAUCGAAUUAGUGACUUACCUGGUAAUGUGAUUGAUUGCAUCCUACAACAUAUGAUCGUUAAAGAUCUAGUUAAGACCAGCAUUUUGUCUAGAAAAUGGAGGUAUAUGUGGACUUCAGUCCCGCGAUUUAAGUUUGGUGAAGAAUUUUACGAAUUGUUUGAUAACCUUGAUAAUCCUGCCCAUGAGUUUUCUCGAAUUAUCACAGAAAUUCUUUUCCUCCAUAAUGGACCAAUAAAUGAAUUUAUUCUUUACCUCCCUCGCAAUCCCAAGCACAAAAUCACAUUUGAAUAUCAUAAUAAGUGGUUUUUGUUUUUGUCAAGGAAAGGUGUUAAACACAUUUUUCUGGAUAACGAUGAGGGAGUUCACGUUCGAACUCCAUCUCAUCUCUUCUCUUGUCAAGGAUUGACUUACUUGUAUUUCUUCUAUUUUAACUUGUCAAUUCCACCUAGUUUUUGUGGAUUUAAGACUUUGCUUCAGCUUCACUUACUUUUUAUUACAUUUGAGUCGGGUGCACUUGAGAGUCUUCUACCCGGCUGCCCAUUACUUGAAAAGCUCGCCAUUGAGCAAUGUUCUGGCUAUGAAUGUAUUGAUAUUUCUUCUUCUACUCUAACUCAUCUCACUGUCUCAAUUGAAGAGAACUGCAUAUUUCGUUUGAAUAGAAGUUUGCCAAUACUCCAAAGGCUUGAUGUGGAAUUAGUUUGCGAGCAGAUGUUGUAUGCACAUGCAAAUAUCUUUCCUUUAUCACAACUGAUAAACUUAAAGUAUCUCAGUUUAGACUAUGUGAUUUUGGAUGAAAGAAAAGAACUUCUGUAUAUUAUUAGUAUACUCAAAAGUGCUUCUAACCUCGUGGAAAUUGUUAUACAGACUUAUUAUGGCAUUGGUUAUGAGAAUCAAGCGCCUGACCCUUCGGAAAAGUUAGAGUGCAGUUGUUGUUGCCUUAGUAAACUUGGGGAGGUUAAAAUCGUAGUUAGAAGUAGAAGUCAACAUGCAUUGAGUUUGGCACGGUUCAUUCUUGCAAAUUCCUCGUCGUUGAAGACUCUUACUUUUGAACUUCCUUAUGAAAUGCAAUCGGAUGCGAGGAUAAUGUUAAACAUUUCGCAAGACUUGUUAUUGAUGGAACGAGCAUCCCAAAAGGCACAAGUUAAACUCACUCAUUCAUAGAUAGAUAGAUAGAUAUUCAAUUUUGAAAUAUAUUUUAUUUUAAUUUUUAAUUCUUGUCUUUCCUUUAUUAUGUACCUUCAAUUCAACAUUAAUUUAUUUCAAGACGUGAUUUAUAUAUUGGGUUUUGCUUUAGCCUAAUUGAGCAUUAAACUUAUGGAAUGGUUUAAAAGUGGCAUAACUUAUUGCAUCUCAACAUCACCAUUAGGUUUUGUUUGAUUAUUUUGUAUAAAUAUGGCGAGUAUAUUUAAUCGUUUUUCCUUUCUUGAUUAAAAGAUGAAAUCUAUGCUCUACGAAACAUCGUUCCAAGGCAUGUUUUAUAGUUCCAAACAAAAUAUUUGUUGUAUUCAUGAAGAAUCUUAGUAAUUUCUUACUUUAAAUCUUAACAGUGCUAUAUGGAACGGAAUUUUAUUUGAAUAAAAGACACGAAAGCACUUUUGCCUUGCAUGAGUAAUUAGUC
Vicia villosa (hairy vetch) is the source of this 1967-nucleotide messenger RNA. Its product is annotated as F-box/FBD/LRR-repeat protein At1g13570-like. Gene Ontology annotation, molecular function: protein binding. Bases 308 to 1510 code for a protein of 400 amino acids. The record is from RefSeq and is a predicted model, not a curated record. Lineage: Eukaryota; Viridiplantae; Streptophyta; Magnoliopsida; Fabales; Fabaceae. The transcript is spliced from 4 exons.